CACGCUGUGUUAGUGUUCAUACUUUUCUUAACGCGGAGUGUCAUGCUCUUAUGAAAAGUUUAGCAAAAAAAUAAGUUAUUUAAAGUGUAUAACAUUUUUCUAUUUAAAUCCCUACAAUCGCUUGUCGAAUCACAAUCAAUUACUUUGUUAAGCACACACCCCAAAUCCAAUCCAAUCUAUAGCCUUUUGUUUCGGAAAUGUCGCAGAGUCGAAUGUUAGCCCAUAAUAACAACAACAACGUUGGAUCGGAACGAAACAGCAAUGGCUCCGACGAUGACGACUCAACACCCCUUUCUACUUUAACAAAGGGGGACAUGAAGGUGAUGAUGAAUCGGAUGAUGAAGUGUAUGCUUCAGAGUGAAAUAAAGACAAUGGUUCGCAAUAACAGGGAUCGGAUGUCCAAGCAGCAGAUUGGGACCGGUAGUAGAGUUGGAGACCUCUAUGUGGUAGAAGAAGAAUCUGAAUCCGUGCAGGAAAGGAUUUUAACUAGCAUGAACCAAAAGGAAGAGGAAGGAAACAUGGAAGAAAAGCAAAAGGAAGGGAUGGGUGCGAGGAACUCUGGAAAUAAGAUACAUUGUUCUGAGCCUAGAAGAAUGCAGCUACGGUUCCUAGACAAACUCCCUUCGCUGUUAGUGACAGGACGCCACAUUAAAGGAGAAAACUGUAGCUCUGUCAGAAUAGGUUUAUUUGAUGAUAAAGAGCAAGUUGUCACAUCUGGGGCUGAAGCCUCUGCAAAAGUAGAAAUUUUAGUUCUUCCGAGAGAUCCUGGUAAGGAUGAAGAAGAUGAAUGGACACAGGAAGAAUUCAACUCAAAGAUUGUUAAAGCUAUUCUAACUAGAAAUGCAUUUCUCAAUCUGAAAGAAGGCAUUGGCUCAUUAGAUGAGAUUUCUUUUGUGCAUAGAUCAAGUUGGAUGAAAAAAAGUGAGUAUAGGCUGGGAGCACGAAUUGUGGAUAAUUUUAAUGGGACUAAAGUAAGAGAAGCAAAGUCCGAGCACUUCUUCUUAAAGGAUUUCCGUAACAAACGGGAUGAGAAGCACUACCCUCCAUCUCUAACUGAUAAGGUAUGGCGGCUAGAAAACAUUGGCAGAAGUGGACCUAUUGUUAAGCGUCUGAGUAAGGAAAACAUCGUAACUGUGCAGGAUUUUCUGAAAAAGUGUGUAAUGGACCGUCAGGGGCUCCGAGAUAUCCUUGGCAAUGGCAUAACUGAUAUGAAAUUGGAAGUCACCUUGCAACAUGCUCUUACCUGUAGACAACUCGACAAGAGGUUUAUCUACCCUCCUCCCAGUUCUCAACAAGAAACUCGAGUAGUUUUCAAUGCUGUUGGACAAGUAGUGGCAAAAGUCUCUGGAUGCCAUUGCAUUCCUAUUGAUAACUUGUCUGAAACAGAAAAGGCUGAUGCCCAGAAAUUGGUAGUAUCUGCAUUUGAACACCGGGGCCAAAUAGUCCCUUAUGAUGAUAAUUCGCCCCCAAAUUCAACCUGGAUGGAGAGUCCUAGUAGUCCUAAUGUUGGUACACCUCACAUGAUUGCUGGAUAUGAUCGUACGCAGCCAAGUACUUCUCAGGGUAUUGUUUCAUCCAAUAAUUCCAUUGGAACUUGUCAAAUGAUUGGUAUUGGCGAUAUGGAGUUCACAUAUGGAACGUUGGAACUUCGAUGUGAGCAUUCACAAGCCACACGCCAAGUUCCAAAUGACCAAAUGUUGGAUUUUGUGUCAAUGUGUCAAGAUAUUGGUAAACAUUUUAAUCAACAUUUGGAGGAGUCUCAGGCUGUCACCAUUGAUAAAGCCCAAAGAAGAAAAUGGUUAAAAAUAUCUGUCGUGCUGAGAUUCUCACUGAGAAAGAGGAUUGAGGUUGAGGAUUUGGAUCACGAUCGGAAAAAGCAGAGACUUCAUUAGUGGACUGUGCAGAAAGAAUGCUUCAAUUUACACUCCAUAUAUAAGACUUCUAGGUGCUGCCCGGCAAGGAUUGUGAGCAGUUGUAAUGUGUCAACUUUUUUUUAUUUUAUUUUAUGGUAGAUUUAUAUAAUAGAUAGAGUUGAUUGUUUAUAAAUGACUAUGAUAAAUCACACUUAUGUUUUGAUUAAUUUGUCAGUAAAAGGUAGCACUCUUGUUAGGAUGCAGUUGUUUUACUACCUUCUGGCUUAAAGCUCCUCAGUUGGUAUUUCUUAAUUUCUUUA
Camellia sinensis is the source of this 2173-nucleotide messenger RNA. The record is from RefSeq and is a predicted model, not a curated record. Lineage: Eukaryota; Viridiplantae; Streptophyta; Magnoliopsida; Ericales; Theaceae.